Tachysurus vachellii is the source of this 3457-nucleotide messenger RNA. It is a transcript of the gene mta3, whose product is annotated as metastasis associated 1 family, member 3. The record is from RefSeq and is a predicted model, not a curated record. Gene Ontology annotation, molecular function: histone deacetylase binding; transcription coactivator activity; chromatin binding. Gene Ontology annotation, cellular component: NuRD complex; nucleoplasm. NCBI's taxonomy places the organism in Eukaryota, Metazoa, Chordata, Actinopteri, Siluriformes, Bagridae. The transcript is spliced from 22 exons. The coding region runs from base 390 to 2642 and encodes 750 amino acids. Gene Ontology annotation, biological process: negative regulation of transcription by RNA polymerase II.
GUGUGUGUGUGUGUGCGCGUGUGCGCGCGCGCUGAGAAAGGGGCUCUCCAUUAACAAAAAAGAAACCCAAUCGAGGGAGAGAAAUUUUAAGCUCCUUUCGCAAGUUGUCCCGUUUAUACAUCAGUCUGCAACGUUUUAAUAACUUCUCCUUAUUACAUAUUUUUAUUGACUUAUUUAUUAUCUGUUUUUAGUUUAUGGUUUGUUUGUUUUUACCACUCCGGGAGGGCAGAAAUGGCGGCCAACAUGUACCGGGUCGGAGGGAUGUGGGGAUCUACAUCGUAUCAUCAGUAAAUUUCCUCGUCCAAUCCAGAGAUUUUAUGAUAGAAUGCAUGUGGUGAUGUCUAGCACAACGUGUGUGAGAACAAACGACCCAACUUAUUUUAAAGCUCAUGACCAUCAGGACUCAUAACUAUUAUGUCUUUUUUGAGAAUUCUUCAAGCAACCCUUAUCUAAUCCGGCGAAUAGAGGAGCUGAACAAGACGGCGAGCGGCAAUGUGGAGGCGAAGGUGGUGUGUUUCUACAGGAGAAGAGACAUCUCACAGAGCCUCAUCCAGCUGGCAGACAAGCAUGCGAAAGACUUGGAGGAAGAGAAGGAGGCACCUACAGAGCCAGAGCUUAGUGAGAAGCAGAAACACCAGCUCCGACACAGAGAGCUUUUUCUGUCUCGCCAGUAUGAAUCCCUCCCCGCCACACACAUCAGGGGGAAGUGCAGUGUCGCCCUCCUGAAUGAGACCGAAUCAGUACUCUCCUAUUUGGACAAAGAGGAUGCCUUUUUUUACUCUUUGGUGUAUGAUCCAACACAGAAGACCCUGCUGGCAGACAAAGGGGAAAUUCGUGUGGGCCCCCGUUUCCAGGCUGAUGUCCCUGACAUGCUCCAGGAAGGAGAAGCGGAUGAUCGGGAUCAGUCCAAAAUGGAGGUGAAGAUGUGGGACCCAGAAUGUCCGCUGACCAAUAAGCAGAUAGACCAGUUCCUAGUGGUGGCUCGGGCUGUGGGUACCUUUGCCCGUGCUCUGGACUGUAGCAGCUCCGUCAGGCAGCCGAGUUUACACAUGAGUGCUGCAGCAGCAUCGAGGGACAUUACACUGUUCCAUGCCAUGGACACUCUGCACCGGCAUGGCUAUGAUCUUUCGAGUGCACUGAGUGUUCUGGUGCCACAGGGAGGCCCUGUGCUCUGCAGGGACGAGAUGGAAGAGUGGAGCUCUUCGGAGGCCAACCUGUUUGAGGAAGCAUUGGAGAAAUAUGGCAAGGAUUUUAACGACAUCCGGCAAGACUUUCUCCCAUGGAAGUCCCUGACUAGCAUUAUUGAGUAUUACUACAUGUGGAAGACUACAGACAGAUAUGUGCAGCAGAAGCGACUGAAGGCGGCUGAAGCGGAGAGCAAAUUGAAGCAAGUCUAUAUCCCUACAUAUAAUAAGCCAAAUCCUAAUCAGAUCUCUGUGAGCAAUGGCAAGUUGACCACCAUGAAUGGUGCAGCAGGACCGGGCGGGUACCAUGCAGCCAGUGGGGGCCGUGCGUGUGAAAGCUGUUUUGCCAUGCAGUCUCCUCAGUGGUACUCGUGGGGUCCUCCGAACAUGCAGUGUCGUCUCUGUGUCUCCUGCUGGAUGUACUGGAAAAAGUAUGGAGGCCUGAAGAUGCCAAGCAGAGCUGAGGGAACCGAGGAGAAAACGCCUCCAAGCCCUGCUUCAAUUGAGAUGCGAUCACGUGGUCAUAGCCUGCGUCAGAGCUCCCACAUGGUUCCCAUGAGAAACAGUGGAAGUCCCAAAUCCUCCAUGAAGACUAAACAGGCGUUUCUCCUACAGGCCACACGCCUCACCAAGCUGGCGCGUCACAUGUGCCGUGACCUCAUCAGGCUGCGCCGGGCUGCGCGCCGCCCCUUUGUGCCCAUUAACUGUGGCGCCAUAAAGGCGGAGUACAUGAUUCGAGUGGCAGAAGGCAUGACAGGGCGAUCCACCAAGCCCAAACCAUCCCAGAGAAGCACACUAACCAGCGUUCUGCAGUAUCUCGAGUCACGUCCAGCACCCCAUGUCCAGCGCUCUCAUCGUACACCUGGCUUGCAGGUCCAACCACCACGCCGGCUUCUUUCAUCCCUGCCAAGCCACGGUCCACUCGGCAUGCUGGGAAAACGCAGUUACCACCAUAGCAGCAGGAUGGACCCAGAGAGAAGAGCAAAUGCAGCAGGACAAGAAAAUCAGGGACACAUUGUGGGUCCUAUUCUGCAGCACAAUGGACGUAGCGGUGGCAGUCCCAGUUUACGAGCCAGCAACAUGAUGAUGCGUAAAAGGCGACCAAACUGGAUCGAUGCCCCAGAUGACAGCUUUUUCCUUGUUUCCCGAGAAACCAGUGCUGUAGCUGUUAGACAUCUGCUCAUGGAUAGUGUAUAUGUGUGUGUGGUGUGUGCAUGUGCAUAUGUUACAGUCCCUGUUUGCUCUGGAACAGAGUGGUCUUUCUCUCAAGGGAGAGAAUUAGCAUCCAGUUGGAAAGCCCGGAGGCUGCUCACUCGUUCCCAGUUAAGAAGAGCCUGUAGGCAGCCAUGCGAGCAGAUUAAUUUGCGCAGGGUCCCCCAGGGGCCAGCGCAGGGACCCAUCCUUGCACCCCCUCACCCUAGUCUACGGAUGCGAGGUCCCAUUGUGAUCCACGACUGACCCUCAUCUGUGCCAUUUCACCUGCCCGCCUCUUCUCUUGGAUUCUUACCCCUAAUUAUACAACACGGUGGUCGCACACCAUAGCUCUGUUCUUUCUGGAAAUACAGAAACAGUGCUUUCAGUGAAGCAUAGCUAACCAACAUCAUGCCCUAUAAACAAGCACUUAAAGGAAAUCUAGGGCUCCAUAUUUUUCAGUUAAGCUUCUCUAAACUCUGAACUGAUCGUCUUUGUUUAUCUAAUAUUUUGUGGAUGUAAGGAUUGAGUCAUCACGGUCAUGUAAGUCAGUGGUCAGAUGAAAUUAUAAUGUACAAAGCUUUUCUUUCUUAUGCUGAAAACAGACUCUUCUGUAAAGUAUUUGUGUGCUUUUUGUUUAUAAUUUCCUUUAGCACUGCACUGCAGUCCAUUUAUUCUCUUACCUUUUGUGAUUAUUAUGGCUAAAAGUUUGUGAGCUGCUUUAAACUACAUUUGAACAGGACCGAAGGUUUGACUUGUUGGAUGUUACUGGAAGGCAGAAUUAUGUUCAAUUAUCGUUCAAUUUUGAUCUAAGUACAUCAAGAUUUUGAAAGCCCUUUCAGAAACAUUGAAAGAAAAAAGGUGUUGAGAAAUUGAAAGGAAAAAAAAACCCAUUUGUCCACCAAUGAUUAUUUGGUUAUUUUACCUUCAUUUGUCCAUACGAAGUUUCAGAUCUAACUAAUAAAAAUGAAUGAAUGCAGAAUGGGAUUACCAUAAUGCAAAAUCAGGCUGUUUAUACUGCAUGUGACAGUCAAAAUAAUCAACAACAUACUUUUUUUUAAUGCUUCAUAUAUUGUGUUGUG